UACGCGCGCUCAGUCUAUGCGUUCUAAUCAGAAUGUGGUGGAGCUAUGAGAAGAGAAGUACCAUUGGAUUGUAUUCGUCUGUGCCAUAGCUUUUGGAGAGAGACAAGUCAACUAAAGUAACCUUCUAAUAAUAAUCUUAUUAUAAUGCUUCGACUAGUUUUAUUUUACGCAAGUGUUAUAUGGUGAUGACCUGAUUCCUGUUUGGAUUAAUCUGGAUUGAUCGGAUAUUAGUGGCUAUUAUUAUUGAUUUAUCAUUAUUAUUGAUUUAUCAUUACUAUUUCUAUUUCCAUUAAACAUAAUUUUUAACUCCAAUUUGCAACAUCAUAAUAGUAGUUCCAAGCGGAAUGAGCCUGUUUUGCACCUUUUGAGGAUACAAGGAGUCUGGAUUCAUGUUCAGAAAAUGAAGUUUAAGUUUUUUACCGUGGGCUCCAUACUACCACCCCUAGCCUACAACUCUGUCGGCAGUUGAUAUUGCCAAUUGAAAACGUGAUGCUGUUGCCUAUUGUUGUUCACUGAUGGUUGAAAUAUUAUAAUUGUAUCUCCAUGUGAAACAUUCUCGAAUGUGGAUCACUGCAAACGAUGUAUACCGAGGUGGCUAAUUUAAACUUCAGCUCUAAUGGAAGCAUCGAGGAUCCACUGAGCUCUCUGGAUCAAGAAUGGAACGAGCCCCCGGCGAAAAGACUGUCUCGGACCGGACACCAUGUGAUGUCCGUCUUCCUUGGAUCUAUUAUGGUUUUUGGUUUCAUCAAUAACCUGGUGGUAUUGAUCCUGUUUAUUAAGUUCAAAACUCUGCGGACUCCUGUGAACAUGCUUUUACUGAACAUCAGCGUGAGUGACAUGCUGGUGUGCCUCUGUGGCACCACGCUCAGCUUCGCAUCCAGUCUACAGGCACGCUGGCUGUACGGGAAGCACGGGUGCUUGUGGUACGGCUUCGCCAACUCUUGUUUCGGAAUUGUGUCGCUAAUCUCGCUGGCCUUCCUCUCCUAUGACCGCUACAGCACCUUAACCGUGUACAACAAGCAAGCCCCGGACUACCGUAAGCCUCUGCUGGCCGUGGCGGGCUCCUGGCUCUACUCCCUGUUCUGGACAGUGCCCCCCCUGCUGGGCUGGAGUAGUUAUGGCCUAGAGGGGGCCGGGACCAGCUGCUCGGUCACCUGGACAUCCCAGACGCCCCAGUCUCACUCCUACAUCAUCUGCCUGUUCAUCUUCUGUCUGGGGCUGCCUGUGCUGGUCAUGGUCUACUGCUACGGGAGGCUGCUCUACGCUGUCAAACAGGUGGGGCGGAUCCGUAAGUCGGCAGCGCGGCGGAGAGAGUUCCACAUCCUGUUCAUGGUGAUCACCACGGUGGUGUGUUACCUGCUGUGCUGGAUGCCCUACGGCGUGAUCGCCAUGAUGGCCACCUUUGGACACCCGGGCCUCAUCACCCCCAUCGUGACCGUGGUGCCCUCCAUCAUGGCUAAGAGUAGCACCGUCAUCAACCCCCUCAUCUAUAUACUCAUGAACAAACAGUUCUACAGGUGUUUCCUGAUCCUGUUCCACUGCAAGCGGCCCAGUUCUGAGAACGGCGUCUCCUCCAUGCCCUCCAAGACCACCGUCAUCCAGCUCAACCGCCGGGGCCACAGUAACAACGUAGCCGUCACGCCCCAGCUCUCCACCGGCGCCAACCACCAUAACCACAACCACACGGUGGAGUGCAGCACUAACAACCGUGAAGUCACCACCCCCGUCUCCGAACAGACCAGCCCAGACCCCAACCAAGAGAUCACCUCCUGUGGACAGCCGCGUACCCCCCGAAGCCCCUCUCAACCCACCUCCCUUUUCCCCCACGUGACAAACGCUAUCCAGUGAUCCACUGUGUUAUAUGAUAGUGUCACCACCGAGAACUCUAGAGGAUACGGUGUUAUCCCUGGCAUUUGUCAUGUGGUGUCACCCAAAAACUCCCCAUAGUGAUUUGUCAUCAUGAGAACACCUCAACAACAGACUACCCAUAAAAUGACCCAUAAAUGAUCCAUAAAUGAUCCAUAAAUGAUCCAUAAAUGACGUUAUGUCACCAGAGAACUCUUCUAAACACACAGUCAGUGAUCUAAUCCACAACGUUACCCAGACAGAGAACUAUCAAUAUCUUCUACGAACAAAGUGAUCUAUUCCACAUCAUCACCCCAGAAACUACACUGUGCUCUAUUAUCUUAUAGAACAGGGGACCCCAGCUGGCGGCCUGCGGGUGGAUCUAUUUGGCCCCCCAAGUUCAUGGCAAAUAGAAAUAAUAAUAUAUAUAUUUUUUUGUGUUUUAUUUUUGUCGUUGGAUAUGAGACUGUAAGAACAUGAAAUCAGCGCCAAUUGAUUUUAAGUUUUGAAAUCUGUUUUGGAAAUGAUUCUGCUUUAGUAAACGUUAUAUCCGUUUGGGCUUCUUGCUGUCAAUUGGCAGUAAUUAUGUUCUGGUCCCCCGGCGAUCCGCGCAUCGGCCCGCAGCUGAAUCUAGUUGAUGAUCCAUGUUAUAGAAGGUGUGUCAACCGCCCCAACCCAGCUAGAUGGUCAACUGUUACUUUGUCACUCAGUAAAGGUGUAGAUAUAAAUUCAUGUCAAGUCUUGCCGUGAGAAAACGCAAAAGUGUGGUGUUGUUUACUUAAAAACAAAGCGUGUAUUUUUCCUCAACUUCCGUUAUCAUAUUGUUACACGUGUUACGUCGAUAGACACCAGAGUUGUAUUAAGACUGCAGUGGCUUUAGUGUUGUCGUUGCCGUUACAGUACAAAAAAAGUAUUUAGUCAUAACUGUUACAGUGUGCUGUCAUAACCGUGGCCAUUUCCAAUGACGUGCAAUAACAGACAGUCCAUCUAUUCAUUUGUUCUAAAGCAGCUAUGAAGCCUAUGUGAAUGAUGCCGGUGAAGCUGAAUGCUUUGUACCUCAUCCGUGACAUCGAAUCACCUCGGGCCUCAUUUAUUUGCUCAGUUUUUAUUCUACAUUUCAGCACACCAUCAGUUCUUGAAACAAAUAGGAAGAACAAUCACAGUGUUUAUACACAUGUCGAAGGGUGUAAAUCACACACAAUCAUGAUCAUUCCUACAUCACACUAAGUUGCUAAAUCAAUCUAUAUCACUAUAUAUUAAAUCGCUAUAUAGCUGUGGAUUCCAACUAUCAUAUGUGCGUAAGAACAUUUUUUAUAAAUGAUGCACCUGGGUGAUCUGUGUAAAAAUGGCUAGUAAUUACAACCCGAAACUGGUAUUAAACGUAUGGCAACAAUGUGAAGGGAUUUUCCAUUUCACUGCAGGGUGGGGAGGGUAAUAAACCGGAAACAGUUGGAGAACUGUAACAAACAGAAAGUGUUCAUGUUUGCAACACUUGUCUUGCACUCUUGAAGCCAUCAUCCCAUUGGGCAAAAGAGAUCAUGGCAAUGUUCAAUUGUCAGUUGACUGAAAUGUUGAUUACAGUUAUGACAAUGUGGAAACAGUGUUGAUCCAACCAAUAUUUGCAUGUCGGGAUGACAGCCAGGGGUUGUACGAAAGCCACAACCUGUUAAAGUUACCAUCUUUCUGUGUCUGUAGUGUUGAGUCAUGCAGUAUCUGGCUUUGCAUGUUGACAUGUUCCUCAAUCUACAAGUCUAAAGCUCCCAGCAGGCAGUCAAACAGCCUGGCGCCCCAUUGGUCUGCCGCAUAGUGGCUGGCUGUAGCCAUCAUACGGCACUUGCUUGUCUUUAUCAAGAUGACAAACUGAACAGCACUGCCUCUCACUGCCUAAUAAACUGUAACCCAAAAACAGUUAAAUAAAAUGGACUGCAACCCAAA
This is a messenger RNA of Oncorhynchus gorbuscha (pink salmon), 3780 nucleotides long. RefSeq names its product pinopsin-like. The transcript has 4 exons. The coding region runs from base 580 to 1848 and encodes 422 amino acids. The record is from RefSeq and is a predicted model, not a curated record. Gene Ontology annotation, biological process: G protein-coupled receptor signaling pathway; visual perception. Gene Ontology annotation, molecular function: G protein-coupled receptor activity. NCBI's taxonomy places the organism in Eukaryota, Metazoa, Chordata, Actinopteri, Salmoniformes, Salmonidae. Gene Ontology annotation, cellular component: membrane; photoreceptor outer segment.